Molecule: messenger RNA, 592 nt
Organism: Zea mays
Lineage: Eukaryota; Viridiplantae; Streptophyta; Magnoliopsida; Poales; Poaceae
Product: signal recognition particle receptor subunit alpha homolog
Exons: 5
Coding region: 1-528 (175 amino acids)
Biological process (GO): SRP-dependent cotranslational protein targeting to membrane
Cellular component (GO): endoplasmic reticulum membrane
Molecular function (GO): GTP binding; GTPase activity; signal recognition particle binding
Source: RefSeq, a predicted model, not a curated record
AUGACGCUCAUUGAUAUGGCAAUGACGAUGCUGGAAGAAUACAAGACACAGGAACAAUUUUGGUCAGAAACCAUACCAAUAUUUGAGAAGGGUUAUGAGAAAGAUCCAGCAGUUGUAGCGAGGGAGGCUAUUCAGGAAGCAACCUGGAACAAGUCAGAUGUUGUUCUGGUUGACAUUGCUGGACGUAUGCAGGACAACGAGCCACUCAUGAGGGCACUUUCCAAGCUAAUCAAUCUCAAUAGCCCAGACCUGGUUUUAUUUGUUGGAGAAGCAUUGGUUGGAAAUGAUGCUGUGGACCAGCUCACUAAAUUUAACCAGAAAUUAGCAGACCUAUCUGCUGUUCCUACUGCUAGAUUGAUUGAUGGUAUCCUUCUCACCAAGUUUGACACCAUCGACGACAAGGUUGGAGCAGCGCUUUCCAUGGUUUACAUAUCUGGAGCUCCAGUCAUGUUCGUUGGCUGUGGUCAGUCCUACACGGACCUGAAGAAGCUGAACGUGAAAUCCAUCGUGAAGACCCUCCUGAAGUGAAGUGAGUGAAUUGUGUUGAGCUUUACUGCCCGAAGUCUGUUAUCUUUGUAUCCCCAGUGACCUU